CGGGCGUCGGUUCCGAGACAUGAGACGAGGCGGUUCAGCUCGGAUUUGCGACCAAUCAAUUGGAACGCUCUCAUAGGCUAAAAUAUUAAGCUAGUUCGCGAUCACUCAGCCCUAUGGCUUGGAGUGUGAAAACCCUAGUGGUCGCGUGGAAUUGUAUUGAUCUAUGUACUAUCUUCGCAUCCGAUACAGCCCAUCGAGGUUACAUGACGCGAGGUUGUCGUGCUAUAUAAUAUAAGCUGAUAUCUGGGGUAUCACAAGGUAAACACGUGGGUUGGUGAUGAAGUAGUGCUUGGCUUCAUUCGAUGAUUUACGGUCUCAUCUCGAUAUUGUAUCGUGUGAACAUAAUCAAAACUCUCUAGCUAGAUGACCGGCAAUACUAACGUAAUAUCCGAUUUAUGUUGUGAUAUUUAUAGAAAGCUCCGUACUCUUGUACGGGAACUUGGAGGAAUGUCUCCGAAAUCCAGUAAUGACUCAACGCAUGGUUGGUUAUAUCCUGUGGUCUACACUACAGUACCUCCUUUACUGUCUUUCAAGCGGGGAAAUGUCGGCUCCUCGAGCUGAUGAUAGUUCAGCAAGUUCACAGGUCUACCCUGGUCCCGCUAUUGUUGGACUUAAUAUAUAUAGACAAAUAGCCGGCCACUCUCAGGAUUGUACGCGUAAUCGCUGCGAUGGAAUAAACUUAUAGUUAUAAGUUUGUCUUCGGUAACUAUAGUUAACGAGGCUUCACUUAGUAACUUGAAGGAAUAUUUCUCGCGUCGGGCAAGGUACAUUCUCAAUAAGACUUUACCGAGACCUUGCCCGAAGUCAAUCGAAGUCAGUGUAUAGAAUCCGGCAUGUUUGUAGUGUAAAUGGUGAUGUCGUU
Molecule: messenger RNA, 862 nt
Organism: Daldinia loculata
Lineage: Eukaryota; Fungi; Ascomycota; Sordariomycetes; Xylariales; Hypoxylaceae
Exons: 1
Coding region: 467-685 (72 amino acids)
Source: RefSeq, a predicted model, not a curated record